UUAUAGUAAGUUGAAAAAUUAAACAUCAGUCGAUAAUAAAAUUUUCAACGUGUAACAGCUGACCGCGUACCAGUCCUUAUUUGACAGUUAGGCACGCUGGUCAUUUAACCAGACGUCAAAUUUUAUCCUCUUUGAUAAAUGUUCCACUAGCUCAUGAUUAUCUAUGAAUUUAGGCGUAUUCAAUAGAGUUAAUCUCAAGGAUUCCGGAGGAGGAAUGUAUUCAGAAUGGGCAUCAUUGAGUGCUUUGAUACAAAGAGGCUCAGACGAAAGCCGAAGUGUUUUGGAAAAAUUUUCCUCUGGAGCUGGACGUGAAGUAGCUCUUCCAGUUGUACGACAAUUAGCAUCUAACCUCGGAAUUACCCAGGCCGCUGAACCCAGUCCGUUGACAACAGACAAAGAAGUUCAGUGGUGCAUGGAAGUGAUAUGUUUUGGACUGUCAUUACCACUUGCUGAGCAUGAUACGGUUAGAGAUUGUGUUAAUGUUUAUUGCGAGUGGCUGUCAGCGUUGUACGCUUCACCAAAGAUCUCUGUACCAAAACCUAUUGUUGAAGAUCCUAAUUUUUAUGCGCGAAAAAUGAUCAGUCAUUUUCACAAUUUAUUUGUCCCCAGAAAAGGUGAAGUCUGGCCCUUUUUAUAUCAGGACUUAGGGGCUGAUACAAUAAAUCGACAAGCAGUACUUUGUCACCGAGUAUUGCGAACCCUUCAGCAAGUAGCGAGAAGUCAAGCUACUUUGGAAAGCGAAACCUGGGAAAGUUUGUUAUUAUUUUUAAUUGGUAUAAAUGAUGCGUUACUUGCACCACCUGCUGUAAGAGAAGAUGCUGGAGAACAGCUUUGCGAACGAGUUCUCGGUGUUUUACUUGAAGUAUGGCUGGUAGCGUGUGAAAAAAAUUUUCCAUCUCCUCCAUUGUGGAGAACUCUUCGAGAGUCUUGUUUACGUUGGCGCCAUCGUCUUGCUUUAAUAGAGCAAUGGAAUCGCGUUUGUUUGGCUUUAACAGCAAAAUUAUUGACUAUAAUGUACGGUCCGAUGUUUCCAGAGUUAAAAAUAAGUGAAGAAGAUGCACAAGUGGUGCCGCCGACAAUGUCAGAUGAGGCAGUAACGCAAGCAUGGUACCGACUAUUGCGUACUGUUGGCGACCCGGUCGAUUUAUGUAGACCAGCUGUAAUAUCACAGACACAAGCUUUCUUACAAUAUGCGAUAGCAAGUCCCAAUGUUGUGGAUCCUUGUCAUCACCCAUGUCUUCAAAGUUUACCGCAAAUAUUUUUAAAAGCAAUAAAAGGAAUUGCCGGACAAGUUGAUGCGUUUCUCGGAAUUUCGCAAGCCUGUUGCUGGGAAGAGUGCUGUGUGACUAGCAGUACACCAGGAUCUAGUAUACACGGAGUAGGAGGUGUUGGCAUGGAUAGGAUUAACAACAGAGAUCAAUCGCAACCGUCGCCUACGCCUCCAACGCAACGGCGACUUGCCAAGAGUUUCAGCGUCACACCUUCUGCUGUCACUAAGGGCAUACCUAAAGCAUCUCUCAUUGGUUUAACGAGCAGCCGACUUUCUAAUUUGCCACCCACUAUUGCUAAUUCUGGACCAUCUUCUACGUCAAGCACAGCGUCUGUCACAUCUCUUGGUCAUGAUGUGAGACCUCCUUUGGCACCGGGACGACCUAAAUGUAAUAGCAUUCUUCAUUUAUUUGGUGAAUGGCUAUUUGAAGCCGCUUUUAUCGGUACUGAUGGAUGGUCGCAAAAUUUGCCACGCUCGAAACGUCCAUCAUCUGUAUUAGUCGAAGGUCCAAGCUCACUACAAGAAACAAUUACUGAAAUCCCCUCGUCUUUAAGCAUUGAUCGGUAUGAAUCUGGUAGAGCGGAAGCUAUGGGGGCUCUUUGUCGUAUUUUCUGUGCAAAAAAAACUGGAGAAGAAAUACUGCCGGUCUACUUGGCGCGAUUUUAUCAAGCCAUGUACCAGGGUCUCAAAGUAAAUGAGCCGCGGGAAUGUGGUGAAACCCUUGCUAGUAUUUUAAUAAACUCUUCUGACCUUUUUCGACUGGACUUGGACGGAAUUGAAAUACUUGCUCCUACAGUUAUAACUGCUCUUGAAUUGGUAUUACCUGACAAGGAUUUAAAAUUAAAGUCGACAUCAGUAUCGAAAAUUGAAUUGAGAAGAUCAUCUAUUCAGUUACUGAUAUCAAUGCUUGUUCUGCCGAUUCAUUAUCAGAAUCUUCCAAUUCGUGAGCUACCUACCCCUGGAAGUUUUAAUCAGGAUAAACCAUUAAUAACUUUUGGUCAACUAAAGCCUCGACUAAUGAAUUUAUUGAUUAAUGCUCUUCAAGUAGAGACUGAUCCUCUAAACACGCACAUGUUACUUGGUGGAUUAUUGCUCAGCGUUCAAGACUCUGCAAUAGUCGAAGAAGUAGAACAAUCAGUAGCUCAACAUACAUUAACAAAUGAAACUCCAACAAAUUUACUAUCAUCUGUCAGCAGCGAUUCAACAAGUCAGAUAAGCAUUUCAAGUGAUCAACGAUCGCUCAGUGGGACUUCUGACGGUGGUACUGUCCAAGAAGAAAGUCCGUCUUUCGAUUCAGCUCACGCUCUUUUUUUGAGAGCAACUUAUUUAGUUUGUCAUCGAUUAAUAUCAUCAUGGAAAACAGAUCUGAACAUUUCUCUGGCCGCUCUGGAGUUAUUAGCAGGUUUAGCACGAACAAAAAUACGUGAAACGGCUAGACCACUUACAGAUGCUUUGGAAUGUAAAAGAGCCGUUAAAUGGCUGUGUGACUACAUAACUUAUCAGUGCUGGCGACCACCUCCAGCUCAUUCAAAAGACUUACAUUCCUCGAUAGUCGCUGCUUUUGGUUGUUUGACAACCUGGCUAACUGCUCAUCCACAAUUACUUCAGGAUAAAGACUGUCUUACAACUGUUUUUGAAGUCGUGGAGCUCGGAAUAUCAGGAUCAAAAAGUGUCGGGAAACCGGGAGAGCCAAUUAAAAUGAAAGAUGAAAAAGAAUUGAAGCCAGCGUCUAUGCGAGUACGAGAUGCAGCAGAUGCUCUUUUGACAGUGAUUCUCGAACAGGUUGGUUACUUUCCUAGUCCGUGUGGUGCUCAAUCACUUUCAUCACUUAUAGACGAAGUAAUUUUAAUUCAAAAAUGUAAAAAUAAACCUAGUGAGCGAAAUGGUCGCCAAGCUGCGCUCGAACGUUUCCGAUAUUUUGUCGCCGAAAAUUCUACAAUGCUAGCACUUCUAGAAGAGCCACUGGCACAUCAAACAGAGCCUCAUCCAACAGUAACUGUUUUAAUUCGCGGUCCAUUUGGUAGACAUGCAUGGGUAAUGCAGCUUCGCCAUUUACCGAGACAUAAAUCAGGCAUUCGUAGUAUUAAUUCUAAACCAGGAAGACCAUUACCUCUAUCAGAUCCGGCACCUCGGUCAGAGUAUAAACCGAAAUUCUUCCCAGACAAUAUUGAUCGAAUCCCUCACUGUAAAAUAGAUGAAUCAAUACCAACUCUUGAAGCUGUUAUGAACGAAACUGAAGAACUCAAGCAUCAACAUCAAUUAUUUGCUCAAUUGUUGGAGCGACAAAUAGAAUUGGAAAAACGCCUAAAUGAAGAACUCAAAUCAAAAAAGAAUGACAAUUUCAAAGAGUGCGUACCUCCGGAAAACUGUCAAGAGUUUCAGACAGCAAGAUUAUUUUUGAGCCACUUUGGGUUUUUAAAUUUUGAAUCACAUGCUAACGAUGAAAAUGGUACUGGUGGGCUAAUCGCCUUAGACCAAAAAAUUCCUGGUUUUUGCACGGAUCUUGAAAAUCUCGACCAUAUAAGUCCGAGAACGUGCGAUACAGUUCAUGUAUUUUACGUCAAAGCUGGCCAAAAAAAUCCAUCAGAAAUUUUAACAAACGUCCAACAUCACAAUGAUGUAUCUCCGCACUUUCUUGAAUUACUGAGCUCACUCGGUUGGCCUGUAAACGUAACCACCCAUGCAGGGUGGACUGGUCACGUCUCCACGUCUUGGCGAGUUGCUGCGCAGCCUAGUAAUCCAAGUGCGUUAAGUUCUGAUCACGGUGGGGCAAUUUUUAAUGGUGAGACCCAUGUUUUGUAUUGGGCAGACGUGAGUUCAGAGAUCGCAUUCAUCGUGCCUACUGGGUCAGGCUUAACUCAAGUGCCGGAUAAUCUAGAUGAAGUUAGCUAUAAUAGUGAUACAAGUGCCGGGCAGCCAUGGUAUGAACGAAGUGUAAGUGAAGUUAGUACUCGAGUUGGGCCUUCUCAGCCCAGUGGACCCAGAACAAUGUCCUUGGACUUGGAGAAACAGCCUUCGAGUUUAACUGGCUCUGGCCCAUCAAGUGUUUCGAGUAAUCAGGAGCCUACAAGAACGAGACGAACAGCCAAACACUCUCUUCCUCGUCAAACGGACACUAGAAUUAUGAUCGUGUGGCUUGAAAGUUUAGAAGACUAUGUUAACUUUCCUAUUGCUGAACUUUUACCUUACACUCACACGGGGUUGGAGUCAUUCAGAGUUUUACAGCCUUCAGAUGUCCAUGUUAUAUUUCUUCACGCAUUAGGGAACGGAUUACUGAGAGUUAAGUUACAAGGGCCAGUAUCGAGAAUAAAUUUAGCAACUCCGUUGGUUGACGGUAUGGUAAUUUCACGAAGAGUACUAGGGACGCUAGUUCGACAAACAGCUUUAAAUAUGGGACGAAGAAAAAGACUCGAAAAUGAUAGUUAUCACCCGCCACACGUGCGUCGACGAUUAAAGAUUCAAGACAUAGUACAAAAGUAUAAAAGAGAUUUAUCACGACCAGAGUUACUCACUCUUUUGUUCAAUAAGACAUCAACAUAGAUCAAAAAAAAAAAAAAUAACUAUAAAUAUAUAAAUAUAUAAAUA
Molecule: messenger RNA, 4855 nt
Organism: Cotesia glomerata
Lineage: Eukaryota; Metazoa; Arthropoda; Insecta; Hymenoptera; Braconidae
Product: ral GTPase-activating protein subunit beta
Exons: 18
Coding region: 164-4810 (1548 amino acids)
Biological process (GO): regulation of small GTPase mediated signal transduction; activation of GTPase activity
Molecular function (GO): GTPase activator activity
Source: RefSeq, a predicted model, not a curated record